CAAACAAGGACGUCAAGUUUUCUGUAUUUAUGCCCACUCUACCAGUUCCAACACUUUCAUCUGGAUAAUGAUGAGGAUGAAUACUACAACGAUCCGCCCAAGGCCCCUGCUAGAUCUUGUAGCGGUGGCAGAGUUCUUGGCGCUGGCGUUCCUUCUCCGGCCAGGUUUGACGGCGGCGGCGAGUGGCCAUGCCGCGGACCGGAUUGUCCGUCUUCCGGGACAGCCGGCAGUGGACUUUGACAUGUACUCAGGAUACAUCACGGUGGAGAAGAGCGCCGGACGGUCGCUGUUCUAUCUGCUGCAGGAAGCGCCCGAGGAGGUCCAGCCGGCGCCGCUAGUGCUCUGGCUCAACGGCGGGCCUGGCUGCUCCUCCGUCGCUUCCGAGGAGCUCAGCGCGUUUCGCAUCAGGCCGCAUGGCGCGGGCCUUUACUUGAACGUGUAUCGAUGGAACAAAGUGGCGAAUAUCCUGUUCUUGGACUCGCCGGCUGGCGUCGGGUUCUCGUACAGCAACACCACUUCUGACCUCUACACCUCGGGCGACAAUAGAACAGCUCAUGACUCCUACAUUUUCUUGGUAAAAUGGUUCGAGAAGUUCCCACAUUACAGGCACCACGACUUCUACAUUGCUGGGGAGAGCUACGCAGGCCACUAUGUCCCGGAGUUAUCCCAGCUGGUCCACCAGAGAAACAAAGGCGUCGACAAACCCAUCAUCAACUGCAAAGGUUUCAUGGUCGGGAAUGGUCUAAUCGACAACUACCACGACUACAGCGGCAAGUUUGAGUUCUGGUGGAACCAUGGGCUGAUAUCCGACGACACGUACCACCUCCUCAGGGACUCCUGCCUCCACGACUCCUUCGUCCAUCCGUCGCCGGCGUGCAACGCUGCACUCAACGUCUCCACAUAUGAGCAGGGAAACAUCGACUUGUUCAGCAUCUACACGACAACCUGCAACGAGACGGCGGCCACCUCGUUGGCGAACCGACGACGGCUGAGGGGACGCUACCCAUGGAUGACUGGAUCGUAUGACCCGUGCACGGACCAAUACUCCACGGCGUACUACAACCGGCCGGACGUGCAGAGGGCUCUCCACGCCAACGUCACCGGCGCCAUAAACUACACGUGGAUGACCUGCAGUUACACCAUCUAUAACAACUGGCGUGAUGAGCCGAGGUCCAUGCUUCCUAUUUACAAGGAGCUCAUUGGAGCGGGCUUAAGGAUAUGGGUCUUAAGUGGAGACACAGACGCAGUAGUUCCCUUGACAGCAACAAGAUACUCCAUCAGCGCUCUGGGUCUUCCAACUACUAUUAGUUGGCAUCCUUGGUAUGACGUUCAAGAGGUCGGCGGUUGGAGCCAUGUAUAUAAGGGCCUCACGUUGGUGACCGUCAGAGGCGCGGGCCAUGAGGUUCCCCUGCACCGCCCGCGGCAAGCGCUGAUAAUAUUUCAGCACUUCCUCAAGGGCAUGCCCAUGCCAGGACAAACUGUUGAGAAAUAA
Molecule: messenger RNA, 1492 nt
Organism: Lolium rigidum
Lineage: Eukaryota; Viridiplantae; Streptophyta; Magnoliopsida; Poales; Poaceae
Product: serine carboxypeptidase 2-like
Exons: 9
Coding region: 68-1492 (474 amino acids)
Biological process (GO): proteolysis
Cellular component (GO): vacuole
Molecular function (GO): serine-type carboxypeptidase activity
Source: RefSeq, a predicted model, not a curated record